GACAAGACAUUUCACACACACUCCUCAGUCACUUUCUCUUCAUUGUUUGGGGCAGAAUGAGUCUCCAGCUGCAAGGGAGCGGGUGUCAAGAGGAUGGAGAUGAUGGAAGAAUUAGUGAGCUUGUGAGAGCAGCCUUGGACGGUUGCUGGGGGCGAGCAAAUGGAUGGCUCCAGCCAGGAGGCGGAAGCCAGCGGCGGGGCGUGGAGUUCCGAGGAGGGUCUGGGAGGGCAGAGGUGGGAUUGUGCCUGGAGACGUCACCCACCUAGACUUCAUAAAAGGGGCUGUGAUCAGGGAGCCAGAGAGAGUGAACCCGGGAGCCAGUGGCUUCUCUUGGUGUGUUCCAACUACCCAAGUGGCAAUUCUCCCUCCAGCCCUCAAGCCAGAACCCAGCCAAGCCUCUGGACACCUUGUGGACCUGCCUCUUCCUGCCAGAAUGACCUCAUUGGCUUCUUGGCAGCUGCUGCUUCUCCUCUGUGUCCCCACCUUUGGGGAGCCGCCGGCAAAGGUGGCACCUGGACCCACAGGGCAAGGAAUAACCCCACCACUGUCCAGGGACAUUGGCUAUUGGCUCUGUCUGGCCACACAGUAUAUCCUGUGUAUGGAACUGAGAUCUCUCCCACACCAGUUACCCAGAGAAGGCCAGCAGCCGGGACCCCAGGAACUCAUCAAUGCCUGGGAAAAGGGCCCGCGGUGCGCAGAGAGGAAACCUGGGGUUGCAGGGCUGCGAGCUCGCAGGACCUCGCCGUGCCCACCGGUGGAGAGCUCCGCGGGGCGCCAGCGGCCUCUGUGCGCCGCGGCUCGCAGUCGCCUGAUCCCCGCACCCCGCGGGGCGGUGCUAGUGCAGCGGGAGAAGGACCUGUCAGCCUACAACUGGAACUCCUUCGGCCUGCGCUACGGCAGGAGGCAGGCGGCGCGGGCGGCGCGGGCGGCGCGGGGCUGAGUGCAGGGCGGCGGCGGCGCGGGAAGUGCAGCCUCUGCCCGCCGCCAUGCAGGGCUGGGGUAGGGGACUUCUGGACUAGGGUAAUAAAGCAAUGCUGCUGUCUCACUGCUUGCGAUUCCUCCCUGACAUCUGCGAACAGUGCAGAUGGGGCAGGUCCUCUUCUCUCUCAGUUGCCUCUUAGCUGACUUCAAGAUGUCUCUGGUGCCAAAGUCGGUGCUUUUGAAACUAAUAGUUAAGGGAGGCCCCGGCUGUUUCCGAGUCUGUUGCAACGCAAUGCUUUGAAAAUAUAAAAUAAAAAAUUAAGGGGCGGAAGAAAUGACUCGGCUGUUAAGAGCACUUGCGGCUUCUUCUAGAGGAUUCGAGUUUGGUUCCCAACACUCAGUGGACACAGCCACCUGUAACUCCAGCUCCAAGGGAUCUAAAGCCCUCUUCUGGCCUCUUGGGCACCUACCCUCACACACACACACACACACACACACACACACACACACACACACACACAC
Messenger RNA from Peromyscus californicus insignis, 1443 nucleotides. RefSeq names its product KiSS-1 metastasis suppressor (gene Kiss1). Gene Ontology annotation, cellular component: neuron projection. Gene Ontology annotation, molecular function: kisspeptin receptor binding. Lineage: Eukaryota; Metazoa; Chordata; Mammalia; Rodentia; Cricetidae. Gene Ontology annotation, biological process: positive regulation of cytosolic calcium ion concentration; G protein-coupled receptor signaling pathway. The transcript is spliced from 4 exons. Bases 164 to 940 code for a protein of 258 amino acids. The record is from RefSeq and is a predicted model, not a curated record.